Molecule: messenger RNA, 2464 nt
Organism: Ailuropoda melanoleuca (giant panda)
Lineage: Eukaryota; Metazoa; Chordata; Mammalia; Carnivora; Ursidae
Gene: ACOT6
Product: acyl-CoA thioesterase 6
Exons: 4
Coding region: 539-1804 (421 amino acids)
Biological process (GO): fatty acid metabolic process; acyl-CoA metabolic process
Molecular function (GO): fatty acyl-CoA hydrolase activity
Source: RefSeq, a predicted model, not a curated record
ACUCAGUCGGUUAAGCGUCUGCCUUCGGCUAGGGUCGUAAUCCCAGGGUCUUGGGAUCAAGGCCGGAAUGGGGCUCCCUGCUCCUGGGGAAGCCUGCUUCUCCCUCUCCCUCUGCCUGCCACUUUCCCCACUAGUGCUCUCAAGCGAGCUUUCUCUCUCUCAAAACAAAAACAAAAACCUUUAAAAGCGAAACUCUUACUGAGCACCUGCUACAUAGCUUCAUCAGUGCAGUGUUUUUACGUUCGCCCAUGUAUGCAUCACAAUAUGCUUUCUACAGACAAGAAGACUGGAUCCACAGCCUUAAUUACGCAUCUUCCUAAGGAUCACCAGGCUAUUGCGGAGCAGGAUCAGACCGGAAUUCAGACCCUAGUGGAUUUGCACAAACGCUAGGAGACCGCACACGGCUGCUUAGACCGUCUCACGCGCGUUCACGACGAGAAGCGCAAAGGUUCCAACUGCCACUGCUUCCCAGCGAGAUGGAGAGACACCUGGGUGGACACGUGACUGGGAAGCCGCACUCCCCUGUUCCCUUAUCAGGAUGGCGGCGAGGGUGAUCCUGCAGCCCGCGGGCCGCUGCCGCUGGGACGAGCCCGUGCGCGUCGCCGUGCGGGGCCUGGCGCCGGGACAGCCCGUCACGCUGCGCGCCUCCCUGCGCGACGAGAAGGGCGCGCUCUUCCGGGCCCACGCGCGGUACCAAGCCGACGCCGGCGGCCUCCUGGACCUGGCGCGCGCGCCCGCGCUGGGCGGCAGCUUCGUGGGGGUCGAGCCCAUGGGGCUCGUGUGGGCCCUGGAGCCCGAGAAGCCCCUGACGCGGCUAGUGAAGCGGGACGUGCAGACGCCCUUCGCCGUGGAGCUGGAGGUGCUCGAUGGCCACGAGCCCGACGCCGGGCGACUCCUGGGCCGGGCGGUGCACGAGCGCGACUUCCUGCGGCCCGGGGUGCGGCGGGAGCCGGUGCGCGCGGGCCGAGUGCGCGGCACGCUCUUCCUGCCCCCAGGUGCAGGGCCCUUCCCUGGGAUCAUCGAUCUGUUUGGAAGUGGUGGUGGCCUUUGUGAAUACAGGGCCAGUCUCCUGGCCGGACAUGGUUUUGCUGUGCUUGCUUUGGCUUAUUUCAGAUUUGAAGACCUCCCCGACUGUUUGGAUGAUAUGCAACUGGAGUACUUUGAAGAAGCUGUGGACUUCGUGCUGCAGCAUCCAAAGGUGACAGGCCCUAAUGUUGGGCUUCUUGGCUUCUCCAAAGGAGGUGACCUGUGUCUCUCAAUGGCCUCUUUCUUGAAGGGCAUCACAGCCACUGUACUUAUCAAUUCCUGUGUGGCCAACACAAUAGCUCCUUUGCAUUACAAGGAUAUGAUUAUUCCCAGUCUUGGCAGUGAUCCAGGGAGAUGUACAAUUAAUGAAUCAGGAUUUUUGCAUUUUGUGGAUGUUUGGGACAAUCCACUGGAGGAACCCAAUCACCUAAGUAUUAUUCCCCUGGAAAGGGCCCAGGGGCCCUUCCUGUUUCUUGUUGGCAUGGAUGAUCAUGCCUGGAAGAGUGGCUUCUAUGCUCAGAUAGCCUCUGAACGGUUACAAGCCCAUGGGAAAGACAGACCCCAGAUAAUCUACUACUCAGGAACUGGUCAUUGUAUUGAACCACCUUAUUUUCCUCCUUGUAGAGUUUCUGUGCAUACAGUGUUAGGCCAAGCAGUAUUCCAUGGAGGUGAGCCACAGGCUCAGUCAAGGGCACAGGUAGAUGCCUGGCAGCAAAUUCAAACCUUCUUCCAGAAACAUCUCAAUGGUAAAAAGUCUGUCCAGUCCAGCAAAAUCUAACGUUGUAAUCAUAGACCAGAUACUAUUAAUAAAAAUCUAAUUCAUGCAACAUGUAUUGGGUUUUCCAAAGCACAUAGGAACCUUAUGGUAACAAAAUAAUUAUCUCAGCUUCUUGUCAGGCCCUACUGGAUCCCCAGGCUUUGCAACCCUCCUUUCUUCACUGCUAUCCCCUUCUCCCCUGAACGUUACCCACCGUACAGGCUUAACUCUGAUCUGAUCCAUAGCAUCAGUGUUAACCUGUGGGAGAAAUGUAAGUAGGAGAAAUGUAAGAAGCGCCUGCCCAACUCUCAACUGCUGGCCUAGCUUUGACCUGUGUUCUGGUUGUGAAGACGGAGCUGCUGUAUUGCUAAGAGUUCCAUAACCCCUCUGGACCCUAACUGACCAUAUGUGAGCCUUGGGAACAUACCCACUUGAAUCCCUUAAGGAAUGGACUCUGCUGCUUUCUUGCCAGUACAUAGUCCUGAAUGUGUAUUCAAGACUUGUUUCUGAACCCCACUCUGAAGAUUGGGGGCAUUGAUCUUCUUCAUAUGGUAAGUUUUGCUUUUAUCUUAAGAAUGCAAAGCUUUGCUUUUGUGAAUGAAACCUCAAUUUCUUCCUUACUAAUAAUGUAUCCUUUACAAAAUUCAACAUUUGUAACAUUUACUUCACAAAGUAAAGCUG